Molecule: messenger RNA, 717 nt
Organism: Acanthosepion pharaonis
Lineage: Eukaryota; Metazoa; Mollusca; Cephalopoda; Sepiida; Sepiidae
Source: the annotation of a GenBank genome assembly
AUGGACACUCAACAUCCGGGAAGCAAGAAGCAUAAACCAACCACUAUCGAUCUCUCGCCAUUAUUUUCUCUUUCUUCCUCCUCCAAUACGUUAUCCCUCCUCCUCUCACUUUCUCUUAAUAUUUUUUUACAUCCCUCUCUUCUGCUUACGUCUAUUUAUUCCUUUUCUAUCUUGAUUCCCCUUGUAUUUCAUAGCAUCUUUCUUACCUGUCUCCUUGUUCUUCCUUUCACCUUCUCUCUCAUUAUCUCUCCUUUUCUUUCUUUCACCUCUUCUUCUUCUUCCUUGUAUCUUUCUUUCUUCCAUUCUUUCUUUAUUUAUAUCUUUCUUUCUUUCUUUUUUAUCCCCCCUCCCUAUUUCACCCUGUCCUAUCUUCUAUUUUACAGCAACGUUCUUCCCUGUGUCUUUUCUUUCUUCCUCCAACUGUCUUUCCUUCUAUCUCACUUUUUCUUCCUUUUUUCUUUUCUUUUUUUUCUUCCUUUUCCCUCCUACCUCACUCUCUCUUGUAUUUCACUAUCCUCUCUUCUGUUUUAUCUCUUUUUUCUUUCUUUUUCCUGUUUUUUCUUUCUUUUUUUCUCCAUCCUACCCCAUUCCCUCCUAGCUUGUAUUUCACAACAACUUUCUUCCAUAAGUCUCCUUCUCUCUCUUCAUCUCACCUUCUUCUUCGCUUCUUUCUGUCUAUCUCUUCUCUUUACACUAUUUCUAUUCAAAUACCCUUGA